Schizosaccharomyces octosporus yFS286 is the source of this 1945-nucleotide messenger RNA. Its product is annotated as BAR adaptor protein Hob1. The record is from RefSeq and is a predicted model, not a curated record. Gene Ontology annotation, biological process: endocytosis; actin cortical patch localization; plasma membrane tubulation. The coding region runs from base 90 to 1412 and encodes 440 amino acids. The transcript is spliced from 2 exons. Gene Ontology annotation, molecular function: lipid binding; protein binding. Lineage: Eukaryota; Fungi; Ascomycota; Schizosaccharomycetes; Schizosaccharomycetales; Schizosaccharomycetaceae. Gene Ontology annotation, cellular component: actin cortical patch; Rvs161p-Rvs167p complex; medial cortex.
UAUGAUGAGCAGAAACAGAUGGAUUGGAGGAACGUACUCAUCUUCCCAAGACACAACACCCAAUUGAGACCUAAAAUAGACGGAACUGAAUGAGCUGGAAAGGAUUUAAAAAGUCGGUGGUUCGCGCACCGCAAACAUUUCGUAGCAAAUUCAACAUUGGAGAGCAAACAAAAGAUCCAGUGUAUGAAGAUGCCGGACGACGCUUUAAGUCCUUGGAAACAGAAGCCAAAAAGCUUUCGGAUGAUUCGAAAAAAUAUACAGAAGCAAUUCGCGGCUUAUUGAAUCAUCAAGUUGGAUUCGCAGAUGCUUGCAUAGAAAUCUAUAAUCCUAUUAGCGGGCAAGCCUCUAAUCCAGAGUCGUAUCAUUUGGAAGGAAGUGAGGAAGGAGUUCAGGCAGCCGAGGCUUAUAAAGACGUUGUACACGAUUUGGAGUCGAGUUUAGCGUCUGAAUUGGAAGUGAUUCAAUCGCGCGUUGUUGAGCCCACAGGAGCAUUGCUUAAAAUUAUCCGAGAUGUGGAUAAGCUUCUCACGAAGCGUGAUCACAAACAGAUUGACUACGAUCGUCAUCGGUCUACCCUAAAGAAGCUACAGGAAAAGAAGGAUCGCUCUUUGAAGGAUGAAAAGCGUCUAUAUGAGGCCGAAACCUCCUUUGAUCAAGCAUCUCAGGAGUAUGAAUAUUAUAAUGAAAUGGUCAAAGAGGAGCUUCCCCGUCUUUUUGAGCUUGAACAAGAGUUUAUCGCUCCUCUCUUCCAAGCUCUUUAUUAUAUGCAGCUUAAUAUAUUUUGGAUCCUUUAUCAAAAAAUGAGCAACUGCAACAUUCCCUACUUUGACCUAAACACCGACAUUAUCACUGCGUACGAAAACAAGCGUGGUGAUGUCAGAGACCGUACAGAAGCUUUGACCAUUACUCGGUUCAAGACAGCAAAACCUAUUCACAAGAUUUCUGGUAAUUCUACUGGUCAUUCUUUCCACUCGUCGCCCUCUUCAUCUUCCUCCUUUUCCAACAAGCAUGAAGAAGCCGCUCUGGAUGUUUCUUCUUCCACUGCAAAUGGUGAGUCCUCAACCUCAGAAGUCCCCCCUCCUUAUACUUCUCUUGGCACCCAUCCCUCUACUGCAGCUGCUGCAAAUGCCCCAGAAAAGUCUUCCUAUCCUUACGCAGAGUCUGCAAUUCCAGUUGCCGCAGCUCCCCCUGCCCCACCAACAAAGCCUAAACCCGCUAUGCCAUCAGCAGAAUAUGUCACUGCUUUGUAUGAUUAUACAGCUCAGGCUGCGGGUGAUUUGUCUUUCCGCGUAGGUGAUCGCAUUGAGAUUGUCUCAAGGUCUAAUAAUCAAAAUGAAUGGUGGAUUGGCCGUGUACACGGAUACGAAGGUCAGUUUCCGGGUAAUUAUGUUCAAUUAGAUCAAAUAUCCUAAAUAAUUUUGACGAUGCAUUCUUUUUGUUAAUAUUUUCUUUCUAUUUUUUGUUACGUGGCUCUGCUACAUACGAAAAUGGGCGAAACGAUCAUGCGCAAGUAGAAUACUUUCCAUUAUGUACUUUUGUUCCAAUCUUUCUUUUGCAUCGUUUGCAUAAUCUGAAGCUAAGAAAGAUAUACUUGUUUCGUAUUUUUGCCUGAAUGUUCAGUUGGAAUGGAUAAUUAUUUAUCUUGAAAGUUUUGAAAAUGACAUUAUCGAAUAUGCCCUAAUAUAUGCGCCGUUUGUUUACGAAGUUGUCGAACUUAUUAUUGCCUCUGAGAAUUAUGAAUUGCGCCUACAAGUUUUCAGUAUUCAUUUUCUUAGUUUGCAAGUACUACUUCCGUCUUUUUGUCUAAUCUUGAAUAAUUAGCUAAUGGAAAGAGUCUGCAUGCAUUCCUUUAGCUGCUGUACUCUCUACAUGAACGGGACCGUAUUGAUUAAAUAACGAACAAUAAAUGGUCUUAAGCUUUUUUUAAAAAUGCAAUCAACAUCCU